UGUUUUUGUUUUUUGGGUGAACGCCCCAUCCCAUUUAUUGUUUUCAAGACUCACCAUUGGCUAGGCCACUUUCCAAUAACAAGUUUCAUGUGACGUAGCAUGGUAAAGUUUGGCAAGAUUCUCUUAGUCUUGGCGAAGUCCAAACUUACUCAACUUUGGCAUACUAUGGCGUGGCUAGCUUUGCACCAUACAGACACAUAGGAACGAUUUUUGCGUGCAAGCUGGCAAACAGAAAAAUGAAUGUGUGGCUGAAGUUUGUUUGCGGGGCCUCCCUCAUACCUGUCCAUGCCAAAGAAAGUAAGCGCGCGGGACAUAUGUUCAGACUUGAUUACUUGACCAAGACAGAAAAGUAAGUCGGAAAAGUAGACGGUUUUGAAGAAUCAACCAAACAACUAGUCCUUGGCACCGUUCUAGCAGAAGAGUCUCUGCUAUGCUCGUGUAUAACUCAAUAUAUACCUCGUGUGUUCUCCUCCGGAGUCUUAAAACCGGGGCACCAAAACACAAGCUACGUACGUGCAAAGUUCAGUCAGACUUUGAGUUGACAGACACCACACCAGCAAUGGCCGGAGCAGUAGACGAUCUGAAGCUGCUGGGCACGUGGUACAGCCCGUACGUCCUGCGAGUGCGCCUUGCUCUCAGCAUCAAGGGCAUCAGUUACGAGUAUGGGGAGGAGGACCUCCGGCACAAGAGCGAGCUGCUCCUCCGGUCAAACCCCGUCCACAACAAGGUCCCCGUGCUGAUCCACGGCGGCAAGCCCGUCUGCGAAUCGCUGGUCAUCCUACAGUACAUCGACGAGGCCUUCGGCGGUGCCGGCCCCGCCCUCCUCCCGGCCGACCCCUACGAGCGCGCCGUCGCCCGGUUCUGGGCCGCCUUCAUCGAGGACACGCUCGUGAAAGCGAUGAACCAGGCGUCAUGGAGCAAGACGGAGGGGGAGAAAGCGGAGGGGAACAAACAGGCGACUGCUGCGUUGAGGACCCUGGAGGCGGCCCUGAGGGAUAUCUCCAAGGGGAAGCCCUUCUUUGGAGGCGACAGCGCCGGGUAUGUGGACAUCGUGCUCGGCGGCCUCCUCGCAGGGGUGCGCGCCAUGGAGGCGAUGCUGGGCGUCAAGGCCUUCGACCCAGUCACGAUGCCGCUCCUGGCCGCAUGGGCGGACCACUUCGGCGCUCUGGACGCGGUGGUUGCCGUGAUGCCGGACGUGAGCAAGCUUGUGGAGCUCUUCAUCACGAUGCACGCUCAUAUUGCGGCCGAGGCCGCCACAGCAAACUAAUUAGAAAAGAUUACCAUUAUUAUUACUAUUUUGUGGAAAAAUGUUACCAUUAUUUAUUGGACCCGGAUAACCAAAAAUAAUUUGAUAAAGCGAAGAUGGGUAGGCAGCUCUCAAUGUUGUUUUCGCCAUCAGAUGAAA
This is a messenger RNA of Aegilops tauschii subsp. strangulata, 1405 nucleotides long. Its product is annotated as probable glutathione S-transferase GSTU6. Gene Ontology annotation, molecular function: glutathione transferase activity. The record is from RefSeq and is a predicted model, not a curated record. Gene Ontology annotation, cellular component: cytoplasm. Gene Ontology annotation, biological process: glutathione metabolic process. NCBI's taxonomy places the organism in Eukaryota, Viridiplantae, Streptophyta, Magnoliopsida, Poales, Poaceae.